Molecule: messenger RNA, 534 nt
Organism: Fraxinus pennsylvanica
Lineage: Eukaryota; Viridiplantae; Streptophyta; Magnoliopsida; Lamiales; Oleaceae
Source: the annotation of a GenBank genome assembly
AUGGCCGAAGACACAGAGAAUUCAGAGAUCAACAAUCCACAGCGGAAACCAUCAUUUGUGGAAGUGAUAUGUAUGAGUUCCGGCAAGACCCGGCGGUUUGCUGCGGAGACUGAGGCGGGUUUUGCCGUAAAUUUGAUAAAUAAAAAUCUGCUCAGUGAUGGUAGUGGUGGUGGGAACAUUCCGCUGGCAUCCCAUAUUGAGGCAAUCAAAGAAGGGGAGGAAGAGGAACCCGUUAGCUUUGGCCCUAGAUCUGUUCUUGUAGACUAUGGGCCCGGUUGGAAAUUGCAAACUGUUGUUGAACAAAAUGAUGAUGUGACUGGAGUACACGUUCGCCCUACAAGAGUACGGAAAGCAUAUACCAAGGGUGUUGAUGAAUCAAAUUCGAUGAAGGGACCGUCACAAUCAGCUUUUAGUAUACUGUACAUUGGAAAAAUAUUGUUUGCUUUUCUUCUAUUGUUUGUGUUUGGUGCCAUUUUCACGUUACUUUUGGAAAACCUUCCACAGUUAAUCUUGUAUAUCAACUCAUCAGUAUGA